Molecule: messenger RNA, 2593 nt
Organism: Scomber scombrus (Atlantic mackerel)
Lineage: Eukaryota; Metazoa; Chordata; Actinopteri; Scombriformes; Scombridae
Product: E3 ubiquitin-protein ligase TRIM35-like
Exons: 7
Coding region: 96-1538 (480 amino acids)
Molecular function (GO): protein binding; zinc ion binding
Source: RefSeq, a predicted model, not a curated record
CAGGAAGCAGGAAGUGCACACACAAACAAGCUCGUAUCUCUGUCACAGGACUUGAGGAGUAAGGCUGACAGAGUAAACACAGUGCUGGGGUCAAAAUGGCUGGCAGGCUCUCACUCCCACAGGUGGACCUCUCCUGUCCUAUAUGCUGUGACAUCUUCAGGGACCCGGUGGUCCUCAAGUGCAGCCACAGCUUCUGUGCAACCUGUCUGCAGUCGUACUGGGGUCGAAGGGGAAACAACCGAGACUGCCCUCUGUGCAGAAGCCAGUCCGUGGAUGAUCCUGUGCCCAGUCUUACUCUGAGGAACCUGUGUGAGUCUUACAUCCAGGAAAGUGAGGGUCUGGAGGAGACGGACACAGCAGGAGAGCUGUAUUGUGAUCCAGGGGAGAUGUGCCCUCUUCAUGGAGAAAGGUUGAAGCUCUUUUGCCUGACAGACAGAGAGGCCAUCUGUGUGGUUUGCCACACCUCCAGAAAGCACAAACAGCAUGAUUGUUGCCCCGUCAGCGAGGCUGUUAUGGAUGUAAAGGAGAAAAUAAAGACUGCGCUCAGCUCUCUACAGGAGAAGAGGGAUGCUUUUGACAAAAUGAAGAAAAACUAUGAGGACACUGUGGUGCACAUUGAGGUCCAGGCUCGAUUUGUGGAGAGGCGGACCCGCGAGGAGUUUGAAAAGCUGCAUAACUUCCUCCAGGCCGAGGAAGAGGCCAGGAUGGAGGUGCUGAGGAGGGACGAAGAGGUGAAGAGUCAAGCCAUGAGGCAGAAAAUUGAAGAAAUGACCAGAAAUAUAGCGUCUGUGUCUGAAUCCAUACAAGCUUUAGAGGAGGAGAUCGCCUUGGAAGGCAUCUCUGUGCUUCAUCGAUGCAAGAGCACGCAAGCAAGAGCUAACUGCUCAGUUGAAAAUCCAGUUAUGGCUCCAGGAGCGCUCAUAGAUGUGGCCAAAUUUCUGGGCUCCCUGUCGUUCAACGUAUGGCGGAAGAUGCAUGAAAUUGUCGAAUACACUCCAGUGACUCUUGACCCCAACACCGCCGCCCCGUGGCUCAUCUUGUCAGAGGACCUCACCAGCAUCUGUGACAGUGAGGAGAAGCAGAAGCUGCCUGACAACCCAGAGAGAUUUGACCCAGACACUGCCGUUCUGGGCCGCCCUGGUUUCACCUCCGGAAAGCACGUGUGGGAAGUGAAUGUGGGAGAAAAUACAGCAUGGGUGGUCGGUGUGGCGAAAGAAUCUGUCGAGAGGAAAGAGAAGGUGUCUUCAGUGCUGAAGAACGGCUACCUGUCCGUGUACUUUUACCACAAAAUGUACUUUGCAGGGACCUCACCGUUGACAAGGCUGAACUUGAAGAGGAGCCCGAAGAAGAUCAGAGUGCAACUGGACUUUGACAAGGGCAGGGUGUCUUUCUACGACCCGCAUGACAACACACACAUCUACACCUUCAAGCAUGCCAUCACUGAGAAAGUCUUUCCUUAUUUCUGGGUGGGUUGUCAGCAGUGUCCUUUGAAGAUUGAACCACAGGAAAUUGUUAUAAAAGCUAUUGAUAAUUGCUGAGAGCACAUUCAUACUUCACAACUCUUCAGCACAAAACUACCAGGAACUGUUUGGGAUUUAAUUAUGUUGAGUGGAGUGCUCAGAAUCUAAAAAUCAAAUUGGAUAAUUUCUGCAUUUUCUUUGCGGUCCCACUAAAAUAUCUUUCAACUUUUUUUUCUGAUUUUCAGUAAUAAAUCACCUUAUUUGUACUUUAACUUGAUUCCUGCACUUUGAUACUUUAAAGAGAUACUAAUUCCUUAAAAGGUCUUGUCUGAGAUAUUGAUACUAAAGAGAAUGUAACAGAAUAUUAAUAAUAUUUGACAGCAUAUGCUUGAGAAAAUCACAGUAGAAAAAAACCCCAGCUAUUAUUGAAUAGUUUGAAAAAUGAUUCUGCAUUUGCAUGUAAAGCUCUUAUUAUUGAUUAUUUUAUGGAGCCCAAUUUUGUUAAUAACUGAUCUGUGGCAAACAACACUAAGUUGGCUUUAUGUGCAAAUGCUGACGUUACUAAUAUUUUUGCAUUAAUGUAAAAUAAAUCAUUUGUAAAUAUGUCUUCCCUCAGUGGUGUGCCUACUGCAAGUUCAGUCCAUAGUACAGACCUAUAGUAAUAAAGAUAUUUUGCCAAAAAACAAACACACAAAAAACAGUGAAUUGAUGCUUUAUAUUAAAAGAUUCUGGAACACUGUAUGUAUAUGGUAAGAGGUUUACUGUUGGUCACCUUAUUUUUAGUUUACAGUACAUAAGUUAAUUCCAUAUGAAAUUAGCACAUGUAAAUAUUCACUCAUCGUUGACAUUUCAGUAGAUAAAACUACAUGAAUACAGGAUAUGGCCUCAUCAGCAGUAAAUAUUUCACUUAAAUUUCUAGUAUCUAUGAAAACUUACUUCUCACCAGUUUUUCCCCCUUCACACACAAAAAAGCGUCUCUAAUUUUAUUUUUUUUAUUAAUAGAAUUUGUCAUACUAAAUUAUUCAGAAUUUGUGUAAAAGUGUGUAAAUAGUGAAUGUAAAUGUUGAGUGUAAAUGCUGAAUUUGUGUAAAUUCUGAAUCCCUUCAUGAGGAUCUCAACGUUGCCUUAACAAU